This is a messenger RNA of Magallana angulata, 2238 nucleotides long. Its product is annotated as E3 ubiquitin-protein ligase TRIM71-like. Bases 565 to 2232 code for a protein of 555 amino acids. Gene Ontology annotation, molecular function: zinc ion binding; ubiquitin-protein transferase activity; protein binding. The transcript has a single exon. NCBI's taxonomy places the organism in Eukaryota, Metazoa, Mollusca, Bivalvia, Ostreida, Ostreidae. The record is from RefSeq and is a predicted model, not a curated record. Gene Ontology annotation, cellular component: chromatin; nucleoplasm. Gene Ontology annotation, biological process: positive regulation of DNA-templated transcription.
UAAUAUUUUAAAAUUUUAAAGGCAUAGAUAGGAAGAUAAAACCGGGAAUUUGUAGAUACGGAUGCAGAGAUACUAUGCAAUGAAUGGUGUUUCGGUCCCUUGUAGAAGACUUUAGACUGUGGUGUUGAAAGCUGACGUCUACAUUUCAGUAUUCAUUAGGGAUGGUUUAUUAUCAAUAAAAGUACUAUGCAAGUAAGGAAAUUAAUUUUCUUUUUAAUAAGAAGAACAAUAAUAAAAUUCUUCUUCGGUUUAUGUUCUAAUUUAUUUCAUAUUAUCAACGGAAACAUUACACACAAGGAAGUACUUUCGAACUUGAUUUAUUGCUGAAUCUAUGAAAAAACAGGAUACACGAUAAGUCGGAGUGUCAUUAACGAGAGUCGGUAAUAUCUGAAGUUGAUAUUGCAUAAUUAUGGAAAUAAGCCUCGAACUGUCUUGAAAUUGUGACGUUUUUCGUUUUAUUUUUGGUUGCUUCUCUCUGCUUCAGAUAGUAUUAUGGAUUUUUACAACUUAACGUAAGUUCCAUUGACAGACUUAAUCUCAAAUAUUCCAAAAAGAUUGAAAUAUAUGGCCACGAACACAGCACAAGACGCCGUUCGAUGCAGCUUGUGCACGGAGGUCGUCGUCUUUCUAUGCGGCAGUUGUCAUGUUAACCUUUGCGGGCAGUGUUUACCGACCCAUCUAGACAAAAACAAAUCUUUGAAGCAUGAAAUUCUUUCAUACACCUCAGAGUCUGUCCAAUCGAAACCACAGGCACCGGAAUGCCAGGACCAUCCUGGAGAAUCUCGAAAGCUUUACUGUCAGGACUGCAACGUCCCAAUAUGUUCGCAGUGCCUGAUCAUGACGGGGAAUCACAAUCGACAUGGGGCAGUGAAAUUGGCGGAUUUCUGGGAAAAAACCCGGAACAUAAUCAUGGAAGAUUUGAUAGAAUUGCAUCAUUUUGAAAAAGAGUAUUCAAUGAUUGUCAAAGACCGGGAGAAUAAAAUUAAGAAGUACACCGAGCACAGUAAUCAAGAAAAGAUUUUGUUAAAAAAACGAGGACAAGAGUUGUACCAAAUCCUCACUAAAGCAAUAGAAACAAUUGAACACGAGCUGACUGAUAUGGUGAAAGAAGAUCUUCAAAUUUUACAAAACGAUAAAGACAAAGUGCAGCAUUCAUAUCAAGUAAUAAAAGACUGCAUUGAACGAAACGAACAUAUCUUGAAUGAAGAAAACUCCUUUAAAAUGCUUGAGUACAAAUCAAUCGUAGAAGAGUUACGGCUUGUACCAUCUAUGAAAGACAUAAGUCCACCAAAACUGAUAUUGCCAGACGUGAAAAAAGAAGAAAUCAUUAAACAAGUUGUGUCUCUCCAGUCAUCUGUACACUCCACUCUUCCAGGUUUUACCAUAAGUAAAACGGGCGAUGUUACGAUGGUUUCAACACUAACGAUGAUGGAAGAGCCAACUCUUCUUGCAGUUCUUUUAACGCACUGUACAAAAUUAAAAGGAAUCUGCUGCGAGUCUAAGGAAAAGGUUUGGAUUUAUGGAGAUGACGAAAAGAUUAAACAGCUUGACAGAUCGGGUAAUGCGUUAAAUUCCUUCAAUGCCGCAUCUGGAACCAGUCAGAAAGAUAUUGCGAUGAAUAGUGAUGGCAAUAUAGCAUUUUCUCACAAAGAGGAUGCAUGCAUUUAUUUAGUAAAGAAGACUAAGAUCGAGAAGUUCGUCGAUGUAUCCUGCUGGAUACCCUAUGGUCUCUGCUUUAAUUCAGACGGAGAUUUAAUGGUCUGCAUGAGACGGAAUGAUUAUACAGAAAGCAAAGUGGGUGUGUUUGCCGAUGGUAAAUUGAAACAACAAUUUCAAUUCGACGAUAUUAGGAAACCAUUAUUUUCAAUAAGCCGGAACAGCAUGUAUAUCUGUGAAAACGGAAAUGGCGACAUCUGUGUUUCUGACUGGAACGCAUGCGCAGUGAUAGUGAUGAAAAAAUCCGGAGAAUAUCGCUUCCGUUACACCGGGUGUCUAUCGCGCAGCUUUAAAGAGUUCUAUCCUCACGGUAUUGCAACUGACAGUAGCUGUCGUAUUCUGAUCGCAGAUCGAGAUAAUAACUGUGUUCAUGUAACCGACAGAAACGGAAAGUUCGUCCGGUAUAUCACGUGUGGUUUGCAGGAUCCGUUUGUUUUGAGCUUGGAUACAGAGGAAAACCUUUGGGUUGGAGAAUGCGACACUGCCUGCAUCAAAAUCAUCAAGUAUCUUGAGUGACUUGAC